This is a messenger RNA of Capra hircus (goat), 1444 nucleotides long. It is a transcript of the gene BDH2, whose product is annotated as 3-hydroxybutyrate dehydrogenase, type 2. Gene Ontology annotation, cellular component: cytoplasm. Gene Ontology annotation, biological process: siderophore biosynthetic process. Gene Ontology annotation, molecular function: 3-hydroxybutyrate dehydrogenase activity. The transcript has 11 exons. Lineage: Eukaryota; Metazoa; Chordata; Mammalia; Artiodactyla; Bovidae. The record is from RefSeq and is a predicted model, not a curated record. The coding region runs from base 409 to 1146 and encodes 245 amino acids.
UGCACAAAGGUCUUAAGUUUCUUGCCAGCGCUGUGGUCUGGAGGACGCCAUGAGCUUGCUGCUCUAAAGUAUCACUCAUGUAAGAAGGAAAAAAAAAAAAAAACCACCUAAAAUUGCAUCAAAGUAUGUCGAGCAUUGUGAACGUCCUGCUUCUCCGUCAAUCACAGAGCAUCAGUGAAGUCGUAAGCUAGUCCCGGGGGGCAGUUCUUAGACCCACGCGCUGUCAGUCUGGUCCUGCAAGAAACUUGACUCCUGGAGAAAGUUACACACGCACGAGUUUUACUAGAGGAAAUGCUGGGUCUUAAAGGAGUCCGUUGAACCAUUCCUUCUAAAUGUUACUGCACAAGGCCACGGGCUACAGUAUAAGCCAUUAAAUACACGUCUGUAGAUUAAACUGCAGGUUCCAGGAUGGGUCGACUUGAUGGGAAGGUCAUUGUCCUCACAGCUGCUGCUCAGGGGAUCGGCCGGGCAGCUGCGUUGGCUUUUGCAAGAGAAGGUGCCAAAGUCAUAGCCACAGAUAUCAAUGAAUCCAAACUUCAGGAACUGGAAAAGUACCCAGGUAUUCACACUCGGGUCCUUGAUGUCACAAAGAAGAAGCAAAUUGACCAGUUUGCCAAUGACAUUGAGAGACUUGAUGUUCUCUUUAAUGUUGCUGGCUUCGUCCAUCACGGAACCAUCCUGGACUGUGAGGAGACAGACUGGGACUUCUCGAUGAACCUCAACGUCCGCAGCAUGUACCUGAUGAUCAAGGCCUUUCUUCCUAAGAUGCUGGCUCAGAAAUCUGGCAACAUUAUCAACAUGUCCUCUGUGGCUUCCAGCAUCAAAGGCGUUGUGAACAGGUGCGUGUACAGCACAACCAAGGCGGCAGUGAUCGGCCUCACCAAGUCCGUGGCUGCAGACUUCAUCCAGCAGGGUAUCCGAUGCAACUGUGUGUGUCCAGGAACAGUUGAUACCCCAUCUCUGCAAGAAAGAAUACAAGCCAGACCAAAUCCUGAAGAGGCACUGAGCGAUUUCCUAAAGAGACAGAAAACAGGAAGAUUCGCAACUGCAGAAGAAGUAGCCCUGCUCUGCGUGUACUUGGCCUCUGAUGAAUCUGCCUACGUCACGGGUAAUCCUGUUAUCAUUGAUGGAGGCUGGAGUUUGUGAUUUCAGUCAGGGUCUCCUUGCUGGGAAGGCGGGCCCUUCCUGACCACAGUGAACCUGCUUACGAAGAAAACUCACCCAACCUCUCUUUCCAAUUAACGGCAAAUUAAUGAAAACAAGACCUUUGAUGAUGUCAUUGUUCACAAGUAUCUGAGUCUUGAAAUACAUUAAUCUCUUUCUAGUCUGUUCUGAAAUCAUUGUAGAUUGGUGAGAUAAUGAACUCCCUGCAAAAAAAAAUUUUUAAGAAUAAGUCUCAGUUUGUAAGCAUGUAAAAAUUAAAAUGUGAAUAUGAAGAAAAAUA